UGCGAUACGAUCCUUCGGGUCAGUGGCAUCCGAGUCUCUCAAGAAAAGAAGAGAGCGAAGCCCGAGAGAGGCGAAACCCAAUGGCGAUCUCCUGCUGUUCCUCCCCCAAAUCCCUCCUCCCGUCUCUUCCUCUCAGAUGGCGAGGACGAGGAGGAGGCCGCGCCGCCCCUUCCAGAAUCUUCUGGAAGGCGCCCGAGCUUGUCAUCAGGGCGUCCAUGGUCGACUCCUUCGAGAGUUCCGGCAGCUUCGCCAAGCGGAUGGAGCGGGCGUGGCUCAUCUCUCAGGUACCACCAACCGGGAUUGCUUGUUCAUCUUGCAAAUCGAAUGGCUACAUUGAAUGCAAAUGGUGCAGAGGUACUGGUUUCUUCAUCCUCGGCAACAACAUGCUGUGUGAAGUGCCUUCAAGAAAUACCACCUGUUUAUAUGUGCGGGGAAGGGUUCUGCUUGCUGUCCUGAUUGCAAAGGCUACCCGAGGCUUCCGUGCCAAUGUUGGGAGAACCUCCACCACCCCAUAG
Molecule: messenger RNA, 515 nt
Organism: Phoenix dactylifera (date palm)
Lineage: Eukaryota; Viridiplantae; Streptophyta; Magnoliopsida; Arecales; Arecaceae
Source: RefSeq, a predicted model, not a curated record